Messenger RNA from Bradysia coprophila, 3717 nucleotides. It is a transcript of the gene ATPCL, whose product is annotated as ATP-citrate synthase. The record is from RefSeq and is a predicted model, not a curated record. Gene Ontology annotation, cellular component: cytosol. NCBI's taxonomy places the organism in Eukaryota, Metazoa, Arthropoda, Insecta, Diptera, Sciaridae. Gene Ontology annotation, molecular function: ATP citrate synthase activity. Gene Ontology annotation, biological process: acetyl-CoA biosynthetic process; fatty acid biosynthetic process; citrate metabolic process.
CAUGUAAAAUGAAACGUGGUAGGAAGCUGUUAUAGGUUUUCUCGGUUUGAUUUGCAAAUUAAAGCUUCAAAAAGACUGUGGCGGUGUCAUCGUAUCGUACGAUUUUGUUGAGUGGAUCAUUAAAUUAAUAAAAAAAAGAAAUAUUUUUUUUGUAAUAGUGAAACUAGUGAAAUUUUUUGUUUGAUUAGAUACAAUGUCAGCCAAAGCUAUUCGUGAAGCUACGGGAAAGGAUUUGCUGAACAGAUUAUUAGAUACAAGUUCUGGUGCUGCACGAUGUAAAUUUGCAGCGGUUAAUGAAACCACGAACUGGGAUGAAUUGGUUGCCAACAAUCCGUGGCUUCAAACUGAAUCUCUGGUAGUGAAACCCGAUCAGUUGAUAAAACGACGUGGUAAAUUGGGUCUCAUUGCUGUUAAUAAGAAUCUGAAUCAAGUGAAACAGUGGGUAAAUGAACGUAUGGGCAAAGAUCAGAAAAUUGGAAAUGCCGUUGGUAAACUGAGACAAUUUAUAAUCGAGCCAUUCAUUGCCCACAAGGAUGAUGAAGAAGCCUAUGUUUGCGUCUAUUCACACAGAAGUGCGGAUACGAUUCUAUUUUACCAUCAAGGUGGUGUUGAUAUUGGAGAUGUGGACGCUAAAGCUGUAAAAUUGGAUGUUCCAGUUGAUCAUCAUGUUACCGUUGCUGAAAUAGAAAAAACUUUGCUCGGGGCCGUUGGUCAGAAUAAGAAAAAACGCAUUGCCGAAUUCAUUUCCAAGUUGUACCAGCUCUAUGUCGAUUACUACUUCACAUACCUUGAAAUCAAUCCCUUGGUCGUCACCAACGAUUCCAUUUACAUUUUGGAUUUGGCUGCAAAAUUGGAUUCCACGGCUGAUUUCAUUUGUGGCGCGAAAUGGGGUAACAUUGACUAUCCGCCACCGUUCGGACGUGAUGCAUUCCCGGAAGAGGCGUACAUUGCCGAUCUUGAUGCAAAGAGUGGAGCAUCACUGAAACUGACCAUAUUGAAUCGUAAUGGACGUAUUUGGACUAUGGUGGCUGGUGGUGGAGCUAGUGUCAUUUACUCGGAUACAAUUUGUGAUUUGGGCGGCUCGGAAGAAUUGGCUAAUUAUGGUGAAUACAGCGGAGCGCCAUCGGAACAACAAACGUACGAAUAUGCGAAAACCAUUUUGAAUUUGAUGACAUCGUCACCGAAGCAUCCACUUGGAAAGGUUCUGAUCACUGGUGGAGGUAUCGCAAAUUUUACAAAUGUCGCUGCUACAUUCAGAGGAAUCAUAACCGCCCUAAGAGAGUUCCAACCGAAAUUGGUCGAACACAACAUAUCAAUUUUCGUGCGACGGGCCGGUCCCAAUUACCAAGAAGGCCUACGUAAAAUGCGUGAAAUUGGCAGCACUCUUGGCAUCCCAUUGUUUGUGUUCGGUCCAGAGACACAUAUGACCGCUAUCUGCGGCAUGGCAUUGGGGAAACGUCAAAUUCCGCAAAGCUGUAACGUUGAUUUUGCUACCGCUAAUUUCUUGCUGCCUGGUGGUCAACAGCAACUGGAAGCAACGAAGGUCACAAGUGAUACGAACGGUUCAUCUGCGAUUUCGGGUUCGGGCUUAUCACAAGCCGAAAUUAAACUGCCUCCUAUUUCAGCAGGAUUAAUCAGACAACAUCAACAGACUGUUAAAACCGGUGAAUAUCAGCAAAUGUUUGGUAAUCGUACAAAAGCUAUUGUAUGGGGUAUGCAAACCCGAGCUGUACAGUCCAUGCUUGAUUUUGACUUUAUAUGCAGACGGAAUGAACCAUCGGUGGUAGCCAUGGUGUAUCCGUUCACCGGCAACCACAAACAGAAAUACUAUUGGGGCCACAAAGAGGUUCUCAUUCCAGUUUACAAGAACAUGCACGAUGCUAUCACCAAACACAAAGACGUUGAUGUUCUCGUCAAUUUCGCUUCACUCCGAUCGGCAUACGAAAGCACCGUAGAGGUUCUUGACUAUCCACAAAUUCGCACAAUUGCUAUCAUUGCUGAAGGCAUACCCGAAAAUAUGACCAGGAAACUGAACAAAAAGGCACACGCCAAGGGUGUGUCGAUCAUUGGUCCGGCUACAGUUGGCGGUGUAAAGCCCGGUUGCUUCAAAAUUGGUAACACUGGUGGCAUGUUGGACAACAUUUUACAUUCCAAGCUAUAUCGACCGGGAAGUGUUGCAUACGUUUCGCGAUCUGGUGGCAUGUCCAAUGAAUUGAAUAACAUCAUUUCGAAAUCAACGGAUGGUGUGUUCGAGGGUGUUGCUAUUGGUGGAGAUCGUUAUCCUGGCACAACGUUUAUGGAUCACAUCAUGCGUUACCAACAGGAUCCAGGCGCUAAGUUGAUUGUGUUGUUGGGUGAAGUCGGUGGUGUUGAGGAAUAUGAAGUUUGCGAAGCUUUGAAAGACGGCCGUAUCACAAAACCUUUGGUUGCAUGGUGCAUUGGUACUUGUGCUGGUAUGUUCACGUCAGAGGUUCAAUUCGGUCAUGCUGGCUCUUGUGCAAAUUCUGACCGUGAAACUGCUACGGCUAAAAAUGCUGCUUUGAAAGAGGCUGGCGCCUACACUCCGGGUUCGUUCGAUACGUUGGGUGAACUGAUCGGCAACGUUUACAAUGAAUUGGUUAAAACUGGCCAAAUUGUACCCGUCGAAGAGGUUCCACCGCCAACUGUUCCAAUGGACUACGCCUGGGCUCGUGAACUGGGACUUAUCCGUAAACCAGCUUCGUUCAUGACUUCUAUCUGUGAUGAACGAGGACAAGAACUUAUGUACGCUGGUAUGCCAAUCAGUGAUGUGUUGAACAAAAACGUCGGCAUUGGCGGCGUCAUUUCGUUGUUGUGGUUCCAGCGUUGCUUGCCUCCAUACGUUAGCAAAUUCUUCGAAAUGUGUCUCAUGGUCACCGCUGACCAUGGACCGGCUGUAUCUGGAGCACACAACACAAUUGUGUGUGCAAGAGCCGGCAAAGAUCUCGUAUCAUCCGUAGUCAGUGGAUUGUUAACAAUUGGCGAUCGGUUCGGCGGUGCAUUGGAUGGAUCUGCUAAGCAAUUUUCCGAAGCCUAUGAUUCCAAUCAACACCCCAUGGAAUUCGUCAAUGCGAUGAGAAAGAAGGGACAAUUGAUUAUGGGCAUUGGUCACCGAGUCAAGUCGAUCAACAAUCCGGAUGUUCGUGUGAAAAUUAUCAAGGAAUUUGUGAUGGAAAAUUUCCCAGCCAAACCGUUGCUGGAAUAUGCUUUAGAGGUGGAGAAGAUUACAACGAGCAAGAAGCCAAACUUAAUUUUGAACGUUGACGGUGUUAUUGCAACGUCCUUCGUUGACAUGCUAAGGAAUUGUGGAUCGUUUACUAGUGAAGAAGCCCAAGAGUACAUUAACAUUGGUGCUAUCAACUCACUAUUUGUGUUGGGUCGCAGCAUCGGAUUCAUUGGUCAUUACAUGGACCAGAAACGUCUCAGACAAGGCCUAUACCGGCAUCCAUGGGACGAUAUUUCAUACGUACUUCCCGAACAAUUCAAUUAAAUAUUCCUUUUCCGUUUCCAUCAUUUUACUUCCACAAAAUUGAUUUAUUAUUUAAUUGUUGUGCAUUUUCACUGUUGAUCAUUUCCAGUUUACUUUGUUAAGGCAACAAAAAAAAAAAAGAGAGAAAAAAUUGUAGGCCAAUGGCAGGCCCUAAAAUGAGCCUCAAGUAAUUUAUUUAUUUUUUUAUAUUAAAAAAAAAUGGAAGACAA